AAAAAAAAGCUGUCCACUGCCUGCUCACCUCACGGCCAGACAGUGGAAUCGCUCCAUCGCCCACCCCGCUCGACGGCCAGACGCCGCCGCCACCCGCCAGGUCCCUCCCUCGCGCCUCCACUCCACGUCUCCACCGUCCUCGCGCAGCGCAGAGAAGAUCGCCCCCGUGUCCAGCCGGCCAGGUCCCUCCCUCGGCGCUCGCCCCCGCCGCCACACGCAGUGGCCUGCACGGCUGCAGCUUGGGCUCGGCGCUCCCCUCCCCUUGGUGCUCGGCGACCCUCUCCCCUCGGGCCUCGGCCAGCUCCCCGCCCAGCCCCCUGCCCUCUCACGGCAGAGAGCAAGGACAGGGAAGAUGAGAAGGUUUCAAAGGCUUAAAAUUAGAAGAAUACAAUUGCUGCGAUCAACAAGAACAAGAUUGACAACUUAGUAGUGGUACAAGGCCGACGGCCCAACUCAUAAACUCUGGCUUCUUCAUCAAAGCAAAGCAACGGGCCGGCCGGCCCAACAAACAUGCCCUCGCGGACGGACCUGCUCGCCCAAAUCCUGCUCUCCGGCGACCAUCUUUGCCGCCGCCUCCCAGCCGCCCAUGCCCUAGCCGUCGUCUCCGGCGAUGGUCUCCGCGAUCUCUUCCUCACCAAUCUACUCCUCCGUGGCUACUCCAAGCUCGGCCUCCUCCACGACGCCCGCCUGCUGUUCGAUGGAAUGCCUCACCGGAACCUCGUCUCCUGGUCCUCAGCCAUCUCCAUGUACGCGCAGAGGGGUGCCAACGAUGAAGCCGUUUCCGUCUUCGCGUCUUUCCGGAAGGCCUCCCACGAGGCGCCCAAUGAGUACUUGCUCGCUGGUGUCCUGCGGGCCUGCACACUCCAUCUCGGUGAGCAGGUGCAUGGCAUCGCCGUCAAGCUUGGUCUCUCCCUUCACGUAUACGGCGGCACCGCACUGAUCAACAUGUAUGCCAAGUCCGGCUGUAUGGAAGCGGCUAGGCGCCUGUUCGACGAGCUCCCCGCGAAGAAUCUGGUCACCUGGACCGCGGUAAUCUCAGGCUACUCUCAAACUGGACAGGGCGACGUUGCCCUGGAGCUGUUUCGGAAAAUGGGUGUCCAUCCUGACAGGUUUGUUCUCGCUAGUGCUGUCGGUGCUUGCUCCGCAAUCGGCUUUCUAGAGGGAGGCAGACAAAUACAUGCUUACACAUAUCGAAGUGCGGCGGCAGAAAUAAUCGAUGCUUCCGUGGUUAGUGCUCUGAUGGAUCUGUACUGCAAGUGCUCCAGGCCAUCAGUGGCUCGGAAGCUUUUUGAUCGCAUGGCAAACCCGAAUCUUGUGUCCUGGACAACAAUGAUAGCUGGUUAUAUGCAGAAUUCGUUUCACACUGAAGCCAUGGCCAUGUUCUGGCAGAUGAGACGGGCUGGUUGGCAGCCAGAUGUUUUUGCCUGUACAAGUAUCUUGAACUCAUGUGGCUCAUUGGGAGGAAUAUGGCAAGGAAGGCAGAUACAUGCCCAUGCCAUAAAGGCGAAUCUCGAGACCGACGACUAUGUCAAGAAUGGUCUAAUUGACAUGUAUGCUAAAUGUAACAGCCUAACCGAAGCAAGAGCGGCAUUUGAUACCUUGGCAGAAGAUGAUUUUGUUUCUUACAACGCAAUGAUCGAAGGAUAUGCAGGGCAAGGAGACCUGAUUGGAGCAGUUUAUAUAUUCGGUAAAAUGAGAUAUUGUUCUCUACGGGCAAACCUAUUGACCUUUAUCUCACUCCUCAGAGUUUCAGCAUCUCAGUUAGCUGUUGAAUUAAUCAAGCAAAUUCAUUGCCUGAUCAUCAAAUCGGGAACCUCACUGGACCUAUAUGCUGGGAGUGCUUUGAUAGACGUAUACUCAAAGUGUUCCCUUGUGGAUGAUGCUAAAGCUGUAUGUACAAUGGACAGCAAAGACAUGGCCAUCUGGAAUACUAUGAUUUUCGGCCAUGCUCAGAACGAGCAAGGCGAAGAGGCUAUGAAACUCUUCAACCAGCUUCGUGCCUCGGGAGGAAUACCUAAUGAGUUCACAUUUGUAGCACUAGUAACCAUCGCAAGUAACCAGGCAAGCAUGUUCCAUGGCCAGCAGUUCCAUGCACAGAUUAUCAAAGCAGGUGCAGAUCUUAAUCCUCAUGUUUCAAAUGCCCUUAUAGACAUGUAUGCAAAGUGUGGCUUCAUCGAAGAAGGCUGGUUGUUAUUUGAAUCAACGUGUGGGAAGGAUGUUAAUUGUUGGAACUCCAUGAUUUCGACGUAUGCACAGCAUGGUCGCGUUGCAGAAGCCCUUCGUGUUUUCCAGCUGAUGAGAGGGGCUGGAGUAGAACCAAACUAUGUGACUUUUGUUGGUGUGUUAUCAGCAUGUGCCCACGCAGGCCUUUUGGAUGAAGGUUUGUGUCAUUUCAGCGCUAUGAAAACAAAGUACGGUAUUGAACCAGGCACUGAGCAUUAUGCUUCAGUGGUCAAUCUUUUUGGUCGUUCGGGGAAACUGUAUGCUGCUAAGGUAUUUAUUGAAAACAUGCCAGUCAAACCAGCAGCAGCAGUUUGGAGGAGCUUGCUGAGUGCCUGCCAUCUGUUUGGUAAUGCUGAAAUUGGGAAAUAUGCUGCAGAAAUGGCACUCUCGGCAGAUCCAUCAAGCAGUGGCUCCUAUAUUUUACUUUCAAAUAUUUAUGCCUCUAAAGGACUUUGGGCUGAUGUGCAGAAGUUAAGACAAGGAAUGGAUUGUGCUGGCACAGUGAAGGAACCAGGUUACAGUUGGAUUGAAGUGAUGAAGGAGGUCCAUACAUUCAUAGCAAGAGAGAGGAACCACCCGCAGGCAGAGUUGAUAUACUCAGUUUUGAAUGAGCUGACAAGUCUGCUGAAAGAUCCUGGCUAUAACAAUGAUAUUUCUGAGCCUGCAUUGCUCGGUCGGAAUGGUUAAUAAAAGAGAAGUUUUAUAGUCCUCCAUACUACUAUGAAAAAUAGGUCAUUGCUCUGGACAUUAAUUUAAUUACGAAGCAGCCUUUUCAUAUUUUGCAUCAACAGGAAAUUCCUGUUGCUCCUCUGUGAUUCAUACAGAGGUCAGUUUGUUAGCCUUUUAAGUCCAUUGGAUUUUACAAUUAUAUUAAGAGAGGGUAUGAUACUCAAAAGGAAGAAAUUCGGAAAGCUGUUGAGUUACCUUUGAUACAUCAUGAGUUGUCCAUGCUAUCACUAAAGUUGUCUUAACACCGUAGCGUUGAAUAGGCCGGCUGUCGCUCAUGGAUUUUUCCAGAGAACUGAAGGGAUUGGAUUUAUGUUUGCUUUGUUCAGAAGCUCACAGAGCAAAUUUAGGAGCUUGCACAUCACCAGGAGCUUGGACAUGUACCUUGGCAGCAUGAAUCAUUUCCAGGUUCAGGUGAUAAUUGAUAUCAACCUUAUCGCUGAGGCACAGACAAAAGAAGUAUCAGAGUUUCUUCUUGAUGUUAUGAGAAGUAUCAUUGGAAGGAGAAGCUGAGGGAGGAUGGCAAUGGCAAGUUUGACUUGGAAAGUGAGCAAUUAGUUGGGGAUUUCAACAGUGGAAACAAGGUUAUUUUUUUGUAGUUAUGUAAUUGUGUUGAUACAAUCCCAGGGAGACACACCUCCUAUAUGCUUUGUUGUGUUGCAGUCUCAGUUUACCCCCCCUUUUAUUGCUCUAAUGGUCAUUAUUAUGAGUGUCUUUACUUCAUCAAGUUGUCAUGCAUUGUCUUUCCUUCAAUUACUGUGGAUAAAAUUGAAGCUUCCCUGGGAAAGUUCAGUGAU
Messenger RNA from Panicum hallii, 3746 nucleotides. Its product is annotated as pentatricopeptide repeat-containing protein At4g39530-like. NCBI's taxonomy places the organism in Eukaryota, Viridiplantae, Streptophyta, Magnoliopsida, Poales, Poaceae. Gene Ontology annotation, molecular function: RNA binding; protein binding. Gene Ontology annotation, biological process: RNA modification. The record is from RefSeq and is a predicted model, not a curated record.